This is a messenger RNA of Fusarium redolens, 975 nucleotides long. RefSeq lists its product as uncharacterized. Gene Ontology annotation, molecular function: oxidoreductase activity. NCBI's taxonomy places the organism in Eukaryota, Fungi, Ascomycota, Sordariomycetes, Hypocreales, Nectriaceae. The record is from RefSeq and is a predicted model, not a curated record. The coding region runs from base 1 to 975 and encodes 324 amino acids. The transcript has 4 exons.
AUGAAGUUCACUUCUAUCCUAGCCCUCGCCGGCGUCAUCACCCCAGCCAUCGCUGCUCCUUCUAAGUCUGAGAAGACUUGCUCGAAUCCUGCAAAGAGAAUUGAGUGGCGGGAGCUGGACCCCGCUGAUCAGAAGGGCUAUAUCGAUGCUGUUCUGUGCCUCAAGACUAAGCCUUCUCGUAUGGGUCUUAAGUCGAGCUUAUAUGAUGACUUCCCUCAUCUUCACUUCAAGCUCAACAGUUGGAUCCAUGGUGGCUCUCCUUUCCUCCCUUGGCACAGAUACUUUGGUGUAGUCUACGAGCGAGCUCUUCGUGACUGCGGUUAUGAAGGUCCUUAUACCUACUGGGACUGGACCAAGGACGCAGAAGGACUUCGCCAUUCCCCGGUCAUGGCAUCCAAAAACGGCUUCGGUGGCAACGGAAACUCUGAUAAGACCGAAAAGACUGCCUCUGGGGGUACACUCAAGUGUGUCACCGACGGCCCGUUUGCAAAACUACGACCCGAAUACCUCGAGACCGAGCCCAGGAAGCUGACUGAUGGCGGCCAUUGUCUGCAUCGCGAUUUGCCCGAAGUCACCGAGCCUGGUGCAUACGCAAUCAUGGCCAAGAUCAUUGGCCCUGAAGGAGUCAAGGAGGUUCAAGCCUCUGGUAACUGGAGUUACUACUCCUGGUCUCUGGAGGGAGGACCUCAUGGUAGCAUUCACGCUUCUCUGGGUGGAGAGAUGAACCCCACUACUUCUCCCAACGAGCCUCUCUUCUUCUUGCACCAUGCUCAGAUUGAUCGUCUCUGGUGGUUGUGGCAGAAGGAGAACUCUACCAGACUUACUGAGUAUAACGGUCUUUACAAGAACAUUAAUCAGACUGAGCAACACGAGGUUAGCCUGGACGACGUUUUGAUUAUGGACGGUAUUGACGAGGACCUUACUGUUGGAGAUGUGAUGGACACCACCAAAGGUCCCUUGUGCUACACUUACUAA